Arabis nemorensis is the source of this 459-nucleotide messenger RNA. The record is from the annotation of a GenBank genome assembly. NCBI's taxonomy places the organism in Eukaryota, Viridiplantae, Streptophyta, Magnoliopsida, Brassicales, Brassicaceae.
AUGGCCACUAGUACAACUUCAAAGCUUUUUUUCCUCACAUUUCUAACGAUUUCAUAUCUCAUAUCGACCGUCCAUGUCAUCACCGUGGCCCAUGCAAGAACCCUCCAGAUCACCACGGUGGCUAAAGAUCACUCCGGCGCCGGAAACCUAAUGGAUUGUUGGAACGCGGGGUUGGAGCUGAAAUCAUGCACCAACGAGAUCGUCGAGUUCUUCCUUAGCCGUACCGGUACGGCGGUUUCUUUAGGUGGAAUAGACAAAGAUUGUUGUGGAGCCAUUGGGUUGAUUGUGAAAGAUUGCUGGUCCGUUAUGUUUACUUCUUUAGGGCUUACCAAUAUGGAAGGGAAUUUUCUUAGAGGGUAUUGUGAGUUUCAGGCGGAGAAACCGGAAUUGUCUCCUUCUCCGGCGCCGGAAACUUUGGCUUUGUCUCCGGUCGAAAUUACGUACCCUGGACUUAAUUAA